GCGCCGCCGCCCCUCCGCGCCCGGCGGCGCCAGCCGAGCCCCGCGGAGCGGCAGCCCGAGGUGAUGUGAACUAGUGUCCGGCAGAAAUCUGGACUGACGAUGAUCACCAGAGAUCCCUUGAGAACGUCUCUGCCGGGGCUGCCAUAGCGACGCGGAGGACGCCGGCGCCGAGCGGAGCGGCGGGGACGGAGCCCGGACAUGCCUUUCUCCCAGCGCACAUACCACCCGCCGGCGGCAGGGCCCGGCGCGGGGCCCGCGGCGUUUCCCGCGUUCCAGUUCCGCGCGCGGCAUGAGAACCCGGACUGGCGGCGGCUGAGCACCGUGGAUGUGGAGCGGGUGUCGCGGGAGGGGGACGUGGCGGCCCUGCAGGUGCACCUGGAGCACGUCACCUUCUGCAACGCCGAGCGGGAGUGCUGCCCGCACUGCCAGGGCCCCGCAGACCCGCUGCUGCUGAAGCUGCUGCGCCUGGCGCAGCUCAACACCGAGUACCUGCUGCACUCCCAGGAGUAUCUCAGCGCCCAGCUCGGCAGCCUGGAGGAGGCCCUGCGAGAGACACAGGCCCAGCGCGACCAGCUGGGCAAGGAGGUGGCCCAGCGCUUGCAGGAGAUCCAGGGGCUCAAGGAGGAGUGCCGGCGGAGGAAGAAGAUGAUCAGCACCCAGCAGAUGAUGAUGGAGGCACGAGCCAACUACCACCAGUGCCCGUUUUGUGAAAAGGCUUUUAUGACCUAUGCCUAUUUACAAGGUCACAUUCAUAGGCGUCAUCCAGGAGAGACUGAGAUUGACCAGAAGAACAAAGGCAAGAUACAAAAAUUGCAGGAUGAGAUUGAAAAACUGAAGGAGCAGUUGCAGCUCACCAAGUCCCAGUUAGAAUUGGAACAACAGGCUAAUUUGGCCAGGUUGUCUAAGGAAUGUGAGCAGCAAAAAUCAAAAGAAGAAGAGAUUCUACAAUCCUUUCAUAAAUGGAAAGACGAAGAAAGAGAGCAAUUGGCUGAUCAAAUAGAAAAGGUGAAAGAUAUGUUUAUGAAAGAGCUUAAGGAGUUGUAUUCAAGAAAUUCAACCUUAGAAAAUCAACUGGUAGAAUUACAAAAGUCCAAUGUGCAACAAAAGUCCAAUUUAGGAACACUGAAAGACAGCCAUGAAUUUACAGACGAGAAACUUUACCGUCCUCAGGAUCAUCCAAAUGUGGUUAGAUUUCUGGACAAACAGGAAAAAAAGUGGACCUCUCUACUACAAGCCCUCCGCAGUGACCACGAGUCAGAAAAGUCCCUACUACUGUCACAGAUUGAGACAAUUAAAUCAUCAGCAAAAGAAGACCUGAACAAAAAUAGCAUCUUUUACAAGAAGAAGAUAGAUGAAUUGGAGCAGAGGCUUCAGGAGCAGAAUGAUCUGGUUGUUAGUCAGAAGAUGCAGAUAAAAGAAUUGUCCACGAAGUCAGUUCCAAACGUUAAAACGCAUGAUGUGAGCACUUUUGUAGAGCGUCUUCAAGAACCUAAACCAAGUCCACCAGCUACCACACAUGAAACUGACAGAUGUGAUCACAAGCUAGGUAGAAGUAACCACUUAAUAAAUGCUCUGAAGUCUGAUCCWUCUUUAACUAAAGAAUUGCGAGUUGUUUUGGAGCAAGCCCUGGAGGAGAAGCUGGAAUCCUUGGGAGUUAAAGCAGGUGUUCGUGGAAUAUCAAGUGAUCGUUUAAAUAAAAUUUUGCGAGCUCUUGGAUAUGCCAGAGAAUGCAAACAUAAGCAAGAGCCCUCCAUCCAUGGAAUUCGAGAGAAUCUUAAACGUCAAGUUAGCUUUCGGGUUGAAGAGAAAUCAUCACCUUCUAGYAGAUCUGUUUCGUCUCUUCAUCUUCCUGGUGAAGAAAAACACAAGUUCARUCCAUUGGGAAUGUCCUCAUUUGCCACGCCACAAAAACCAGCGAGGUGGGCUCCAUCAGCUUUCCAUCCACCUGGACAAAGACCAGUCAUCCCUGAGUAUACAUCUACACCAAAGCCCAGGAGGAUUCUUGGAAGUGGAGUUUCUAGGAAGACCCCUAGCCUCUCAACACCACCGUUCAGUUCAGAGGAAGAAGCCGAUGAAGAGGAUGUUAAACAACCUUAUGCAACACCAGAGAUAUUGCAAAAGCAAUCAAAACCAUCAAGCAGCAUAGUUCAUGCUUUUCAGAAGCCUUCUAGCAAAAGCAGUGUGGAUGGGAUGGAAGGAAAUGAAACUGAAGAAACUGGAACCCCUGCCAAAACUUCUAAAGGAACAAUUAUUCAAAAACUGAGCAAAAAAGUUGGAGAGAGUCUUUCUAACCAUGGAAAUAAGAACAAACCAGCUGGAGGAAUUAAUGUUGCACAGGCAUUUAUUAAGAAAGAAGAGGUGAAAGAACCAAAGCUCACAGAAGCUGAUGAAGAUGACUGGGAUAUAUCAUCAGUAGAGGAAGAUAUUUUAUCCAUCAAGAAUGAUAGAGUUCAGAARGCGUUGACAGUUCAGAAAAAUGAGCCCAUUGCUGCAUCUGUGGUACAUGCAUGGGGUCUUCCCAAGAAAAGUGCACCAAAAGAAGAAGGCCUUCAUGAAGCUGAUAACACAAGCACGUUAAAAAGCAGCCUAGUCACUGUAACAGAYUGGAGUGAUUCUUCAGAUAUAUAAUUGUUCCAUUCCUGAUGGGAGGCCCUGCUUUUGGGUUCUGCAGGGGCUCAAUAUGCAGAUGAAAACAUCAAGUGCUUCCCAGCAAUUUUUCUCAUUGGUCCUGAAAUAACAAGGAAUACUGUUUACAGAGCUCUUGUGUCUUUCAGUCUGACUCUGAAAAAGAGUAUUGAAAUAUGCCUUACUGACCAUAUCUGUUUGGAAACAAAGUAAUUCUUCUUUCUCUUUGUCCUGGUUUAACCCCAACCAAGCCCCACGAAGCCACUCAUUCACUCCYUCACCAGUGAAACUGGGGGAGAGACUUGAAAGAGUAAAAGUGAGAAAGCUCRUGGGUUGAAGUAAAGGCAGUUUAAUAGGGUAGGCAGAAGCCACACACACAAGCAAAACAAACCAAGGAAUGAAUUCACUGCUUCCCAAGGGCAGUGUUCAGUCAUCCCAGGAGAGCAGGGCCCCAUCACAGGUAAUGGGGACUUGAGAAGACAAACGCCUUCACUCCCAAUAUCUCUCCCUUCCUCCUUCUUCCCCCACUGUAUAUACUGAGCAUGAUGUCCUAUGGUCUGGAAUAUCCCUUUGGUCAGCUCGGGUCACCUGUCCCACCUGUGUCCCCUCCCAACCUCCYAUGCACCCCCAAUUUCCUUUCCARUGUGGUGGUAUGAAAAACAGAAAAGGCUCUGUGCGAGUCCUGCUCAGCAAUAACAAAAACAUCCCUGAGUUACCAACUCUGUGUCCAGCACAAAUCCAAGACACAGCCCCAUAYCAACCACRGUGAAGAAAAUUCCCUCUACCCCRGCCAAAACCAGCACACUCAUGAGUUCAGUGGUGAAAGUCUUUCAUUUCACUGAGGUGAAGAUUUUGCCUCUAAUGUUUACAUUAAAGAUUGAAACUGGUCUUGCAGGAAAGCCUGUUAACCAAUGAACAGAAUAUUCUGCAGAGUAUUACUUUAUACAAUUUUUAAUGCACAUUUUCUUGUAUUUUAUCAUGAACUUUAUAUAAAAUUGUGAACAUUUUAAAGAAAAUAUGUCCAUGAAUUAAACUGUUACGUUUCUACCAUGGUUUACAAUAAACACCAAAUGAAAAGAAAAAUGCCUCAGGUCUAAAACUAAUCAUCAUGAAAUAUUUCCUAUAAGG
Molecule: messenger RNA, 3753 nt
Organism: Malurus melanocephalus (red-backed fairy wren)
Lineage: Eukaryota; Metazoa; Chordata; Aves; Passeriformes; Maluridae
Gene: DZIP1
Product: DAZ interacting zinc finger protein 1
Exons: 20
Coding region: 199-2628 (809 amino acids)
Biological process (GO): cilium assembly
Cellular component (GO): ciliary basal body; cytoplasm
Source: RefSeq, a predicted model, not a curated record